AGAGAGAGAGAGAGAGAGAGAGAGAGAGUUGCUCUCACUUUGCAGCUGAUCGACACACGAAGUCAGCAGUUGGACCGGCUGCAUGAGGACACGGCGGUGUGGUCAUGUCUGGAUUCUUUCUGCCUGUGCUUUUGCUCCUCCCCCUGGUGGCCUCUGUCCCCUCCCCCUCCAGGUUGCCACCCAAAUACUGCCGCAGAUGCUGCGAUCACCUGGAGCCGCCCCUCAGCCCCUCCUCCCGCCCCGUGACCUAUCAGGCACCAGAGGUUCGCACCUUCAUUAACAUGACCAUUCUCAAAGGAGAUAAAGGAGAUCGAGGUGAGAGGGGUACUCCUGGAAAGGCUGGGGCUGAAGGACCUCCAGGCUCUAGAGGGGUGGUGGGCCCUAAAGGCAGCAAAGGCCAGGCAGGAGCGCCCGGGGAUCCCUGCAAGACCCAAAAUUCCGCCUUCUCAGUGGGCCGCCGGAAGGCCCUCCACAGCGUGGAAUACUACCAGGCGAUGCUCUUCGACACUGUCUUCGUCAACACCGGUGAACACUUCAACAUGUUCAAGGGGAAGUUUUACUGCUACGUGCCAGGCAUCUACUUUUUCAACAUCAACAUCCACACCUGGAACUUCAAGGAGACGUACCUGCACCUGAUGCACAACGAGCGUGAGCAGGUGAUCCUGUACGCCCAGCCCAGCGACCGCUCCAUCAUGCAGAGCCAGAGCGUCAUGCUGAAUCUGGAGCUCAACGACGAGGUGUGGGUGCGGCUCUACAAGCGUGAGCGGGAGAACGCCAUCUACAGCGACGAUGUGGACAUCUACAUCACCUUCAACGGCUACCUGGUAGCUCCAACAGUUUAGAAAUGCCCUCAAACAAAUUGAUUUCCAAAUGUCCAAAGUGGAUUAAGGUUUCUUUCAGGUUCUCUCAGGGAAGAUGUGUGAAUGGUGUUCUCUGGAGAAGACGCAAACUGCAAACAAUACCAUGCUAGGUCUUUCAUUAGGUAUGUUUAGCCAUAAUGACAUAGAAU
Molecule: messenger RNA, 1009 nt
Organism: Pygocentrus nattereri (red-bellied piranha)
Lineage: Eukaryota; Metazoa; Chordata; Actinopteri; Characiformes; Serrasalmidae
Gene: c1qtnf6b
Product: C1q and TNF related 6b
Exons: 3
Coding region: 105-842 (245 amino acids)
Molecular function (GO): protein binding
Source: RefSeq, a predicted model, not a curated record